This is a messenger RNA of Drosophila takahashii, 3688 nucleotides long. It is a transcript of the gene SMC2, whose product is annotated as structural maintenance of chromosomes 2. The record is from RefSeq and is a predicted model, not a curated record. Gene Ontology annotation, molecular function: ATP hydrolysis activity; protein binding; ATP binding. Lineage: Eukaryota; Metazoa; Arthropoda; Insecta; Diptera; Drosophilidae. Gene Ontology annotation, biological process: chromosome organization. Gene Ontology annotation, cellular component: chromosome.
GCAAAAUUUUGACGCGGAAUUUAACGAAAAAGAACGCCGUGAAUUGGGCAAACCGCAACGCUUUAAAAUGUACGUAAAGAAGCUCGUGCUAGAUGGCUUCAAAUCCUACGGCCGGCGCACGGAAAUCGAGGGAUUCGAUCCCGAGUUCACGGCCAUCACGGGCCUAAACGGUUCCGGCAAGUCCAACAUCCUGGACAGCAUCUGCUUCGUGCUGGGCAUCAGUAAUCUGCAGAAUGUACGCGCUUCGGCUCUGCAGGAUUUGGUGUACAAGAACGGACAGGCGGGUAUCACCAAGGCCACUGUUACCAUUGUGUUCGACAACACAAAUGCCGCCCAGUGCCCGCAGGGCUAUGAAAAGUGCCGGGAGAUCUCGGUGGCCCGUCAGGUGGUUGUGGGCGGCAAGAACAAGUUCCUCAUCAACGGCAAGCUGGUGCAGAACAAGAAGGUGCAGGACUUCUUCUGCUCCAUCCAGCUGAACGUGAACAAUCCCAACUUCCUGAUCAUGCAGGGCAAGAUUCAGCAGGUGCUGAACAUGAAGCCCAAGGAGGUUCUUUCCAUGGUGGAGGAGGCGGCUGGGACCAGUCAGUACAAGACCAAGCGAGAUGCCACCAAAACCCUGAUCGAGAAGAAGGAGACCAAAGUGCGCGAGACCAAGGUCCUGCUCGACGAGGAGGUGCUGCCCAAGCUGGUCAAGCUGCGCCAGGAGCGCUCCGCCUACCAGGAGUACCAGAAGAUCUGUCGCGACAUCGAUUUCCUUAUCCGGAUUCACAUUUCCGCCAAGUAUCUCAAGCAAUGCGAAACACUCAAGACUGUGGAGGGCAACGAGAAGAAAAUCGAGGAUCGCAUUGCAAACUGUAAGGCCACGCAUGCCAAAAACCUCGAGGAUGUGGAGAGCAUUGAAGCCGCCGUGAAGGAGAUGCAGCAGCAGAUCGAUGCCGAGAUGGGUGGCUCCAUAAAGAGUCUGGAAACACAGCUGAGUGCGAAGCGGGCACUGGAGGCCACUGCUUCGGGCAGCUUGAAGGCGGCCCAGGGAACCAUUCAGCAAGAUGAGAAAAAGAUUCGCAUGGCCUCUAAGAAUAUAGACGAUGAUGUACGGGCCUUGAACAAAAAGGAAGCGGACAUGGCCAAGGUGCAGGAUGAGUUCGAAAGCCUCAAGGAGGCCGAUGCCACGGACUCCAAGGCUUACGAGGAUGCCCAAAAGAAACUGGAGGCUGUCACGCAGGGAUUGUCCACCAAUGAAGACGGACAGGCCUCCACACUGCAGGAACAAUUGAUGGUGGCCAAGGAGCAGUUCAGCGAGGCACAGACCACCAUUAAGACCUCGGAGUUGGAGCUGCGCCACAUGCGUGGCGUCCUAAAACAGCGCGAGGGUGAGACGCAGACCAACGAUGCCGCCUACGUAAAGGAUAAAAGCCUACAUGAUCAGUUGGUGGUGGAGAUAAAAAACCUAGAACGGCAGCUGCAGGGUCUCAACUACGAGGGCGGCCAGUUCGAGCAGCUGAAGCAGCGACGAAACGAUCUGCACAUGCGCAAACGCGAGCUCAAACGAGAGUUGGAUCGCUGCAAUGCCUCGCGCUUCGAUCUGCAGUACCAGGAUCCGGAGCCCAACUUUGAUCGGCGCAAGGUGCGCGGCAUGGUGGGCAAGCUGUUCCAGGUGAACGACAUGCAAAACUCCAUGGCUCUGGUGAUGACAGCGGGAGGCGGUCUCUACAGCUAUGUGACGGACGACGAUGUGGUCAGCAAGAAAAUCCUGCAGAAGGGUAAUCUCCAGCGCCGUGUCACACUGAUUCCCAUCAACAGGAUUCAGUCCGGCUCGAUAAGUAGAAACGUAGUCGAAUACGCUCAGAACAAAGUGGGUGCCGAGAAUGUUCAGUGGGCCAUGUCGCUGAUUAGCUACGAUCGCUACCUAGAGCCAGUCAUGAAGUAUUGCUUCGGCAGCACACUUAUUUGCAAGGACCUUGAAGUGGCCAAACAACUCAGCUACGAUCCACGUAUUAAUUGUCGUUCUGUGACUUUGGAAGGCGACGUUGUUGAUCCCAAUGGCACCAUGUCCGGCGGUGCUGCUCCCAAGGGUGCCAACGUCCUCGAAGAAUUGUAUGCCAUCAAAAAACUAGAAAGGGAGUACAGGGAGAUCGACGCUGAGAUCUCACAAGUGGAACAGCAAAUGGCAUCCAUUGAAAACCUGGCCCAUUCGUUCAACAAAAUGAAGGAGAACCUUGAGCUGCGCCAGCACGAGCUAACCAUGUGCGAGAACAGGUUGGCCCAAACGACCUUUCAACAGAAUCAGGCGGAAAUAGAAGAGAUGAAGGAGAGGGUCAAGUCGUUGGAGCAGCAAAUAGUGGACUCGCGGGAGAAGCAGAAGACCUCGCAGGCUAAGAUCAAGGAUAUCGAAGCCAAGUUGGCCGACGCCAAGGGAUAUCGCGAGCGGGAGUUAAAAGCUGCGACCAACGAGGUGAAGGUGACCAAGCAGCGGGCGGAGAAAUCGCGAGCCAACUGGAAGAAGCGAGAGCAGGAGUUCGAAACUCUGCAGCUGGAGAUCACUGAGUUGCGGAAAACUAUAGAAACAGCCAAGCAACAGCACCAGGAAAUGAUUGACAAUCUCGAAAAGUUCAAGGCCGAACUAGAUGCCCUGAAGGCAAACAGCUCCAGUGCAGCUUCCGAGGUUUCGGAGCUGGAAGAGGCCAUUAAGACGCAGAAGGACAAGUUGAAUGCUCAGAACAAGGAGAUGCGAAAUCAGCUGGUCAAGAAGGACAAAAUGCUUAAACAAAAUCAGGAGAUUGAGCUGGAGGUGAAGAAGAAGGAGAACGAGCAAAAGAAGAUCAGUUCGGAGGCCAACGAGGCGAAGAAACGGAUGGAAGCGCUCGAGACGAAGUAUCCCUGGAUUCCGGAGGAGAAGAACUGCUUUGGCAUGAAGAACACCCGCUACGAUUACAGCAAGGAGGAUCCCCACGAGGCGGGCAACAAGCUGGCGAAGAUGCAGGAGAAGAAGGACAAAAUGGAGCGCACCCUGAAUAUGAACGCGAUCAUGGUGCUGGAUCGCGAGGAGGAGAACUUCAAGGAGACCGAGCGGCGCCGAAACAUUGUGGCGCUGGACAAGGAGAAGAUUAAGAAGAUCAUCGUGAAAAUGGACGAGGAGGAGCAGGAUCAGCUGAACCGAGCUGCUACCGAGGUUAAUGCAAACUUUAGUGGCAUCUUUAGCUCACUUCUACCAGGUGCCGAUGCAAAACUCAAUCCCGUUCAUACGAAUGGCUGCCUGACGGGCUUGGAGAUCAAAGUGGGCUUCAAUGGCAAAUGGAAGGAGAGCCUGGGUGAGCUGUCGGGUGGUCAGAAGUCACUGGUGGCUCUGUCCCUUGUCCUGGCCAUGUUGAAGUUCUCCCCGGCUCCCUUGUACAUUCUUGACGAGGUGGACGCCGCUCUGGACAUGUCGCACACCCAGAAUAUUGGCAGCAUGCUGAAGCAGCACUUUACCAACUCACAGUUCUUGAUUGUGUCCCUCAAGGAUGGUCUUUUUAACCACGCCAACGUCCUGUUCCGCACUCUCUUCGAGGAGGGCGUGUCCACCAUCACCAGGCAGGUUAGCCGACAGGCGACCACCAACAAACGCUGAAUUUUUACUUGGUUAAUUUGUUGUUUAUAAGAUCUUAAACUUAGUUUGUUUACUUACAGUCUCGAAAAUAUUUUUUGGCAU